Messenger RNA from Ostreococcus tauri, 771 nucleotides. RefSeq names its product Acyl-CoA N-acyltransferase. The transcript has a single exon. NCBI's taxonomy places the organism in Eukaryota, Viridiplantae, Chlorophyta, Mamiellophyceae, Mamiellales, Bathycoccaceae. The record is from RefSeq and is a predicted model, not a curated record. Gene Ontology annotation, molecular function: acyltransferase activity, transferring groups other than amino-acyl groups. Bases 1 to 771 code for a protein of 256 amino acids.
AUGGCGAGUCACUGUCGACGUCACCAUUCGUGCACUUUUUCAUCAUCGCCGCGCUCGACCGUUCGCGCGCGCGCGGCGGUGGAACCCGAACGCGCGAGGGGUUCGGAUUACGCCACCGCGGCGAAGACGUUUGUGAGCUCGUUCUUUUACGACGGUGCGGAGGAGGAGGACGACGCAGAGUUUCGGUCGCUCACGAGCGCGUGCGCAAAGGACAUGCGACGGCGAUACGGUUCGAGCGAUUCGCUUCGGGUGAUCACGGACGACGAGGGGUGCGUGGCGUGCGGAGGAGUCGAGGUGCGGACGUACGCUGGGGCGAGAGAUUACGAAGACGUGAAGCGGGAUGGGAAGGGGGAGACGGCUGCGCUCAUCGAGCGUCCGGUGGUGGCGAACCUGGCGACGGCGAGACGGGCGAGGAAGAAGGGAUACGGCAAGGCGAUCAUGCGAUCGCUCGAGGAGUUGUGCCUCGAACGUGGGUUUGACGAGUGCGUGCUCGUGGUCGAGGCGAGGAACAAGCGGGCGCAGGGAUUUUAUAAAAAACUCGGAUAUCGCGUCAUCGGGAGCGAAUCCAAGGCCAAGGCUCUCGAGGUGGGCCCAGACGGUCGCUCGAGGGAGACGUACCUCAAAACGCUUGUCAUGCGAAAGAGCCUGACGAAUGCCAUCGAGAACGUGGAUCCAAUCACGGUGGUAUUCGCCCUGACCGCUUUGGCGGUCGCUGUUGCGGGACAGGACGCGGUGCUCGACUUCCUGUAUGAUCUCGGCUUUGACGUGUAG